AGCAUACGGCGGGUGCCGGCGAUCUCGGGUGGCAAUGGAGCGGCCGCCGCCAUUUUAUUCCGGUCUUCCCGAGAGGCGUCAUGAGGCAUUUGUGCCGCCGCCGCCGCCUACGGCUUUGUUGCUUCUCAACCGAGGUCGGGAUUCCUUUUAUAACCCCGGGAUUAGGAAUGAGGAGAGGCCUGGUGCCGCGUUUUCUCCCUCCCGCCAGCCUGGUUUGCCGGGCCCAGAGAGAGGCCUGGCCCAGGGCCGGGCUGCGGUCGGUGGAGACUGGCGGCUGCCCGCUCCUCCCGCGGAGAGCUUCCAACAGGGCGGCCCGGGAGGGCCUGCUCCGACUUUGAGUAGGGUGGAGGCCCCGCAAGAGUACGGCCAGCAUCCGCAGUGGGAUCCGGACCACCGAGACCGCCUGCGGAAUUACCCUCCCCAGCCAUGGGGCCGUGACCAACCCCCUUUCCCCCAGGGUCAGCAACAUCGGGACCAAACCCCUCAACCCCAGGGUCAGCAGCAUGGAAAUUACUCCCAGGGCCAGCAGCAUCAAGAUCAACCCCCUCUCCCCAAGGGUCAGCAACAUCGAGACUACCGCCCUCAGCCCCGGGAUCAGCAACAUCGAGAUGAACCCCCUGACGGCAAGGGGCAGCAACAUCAAGCUCACUCUCCCCACCCACAAGGUCAAUACCCAAUUCACCCUCUUCACCCAAACAGUCAUCAGCACCUGGACUACACAUCUCACUCACAAAAACACGAGCGUCUUCCCCAUCCAUGGAAUCAUCCCCGUCAAAGUGAACCUCCCCACCUUCCAGGCUGCCCUCCCGUACCCCAGCAUCAACAGCAGAAGGAACAUCAGCCCCACCAGCAGGGUUAUGAACGCAGAGAUCAAGUUAGUGUCCCACAGGGAUUUUCACAACAGGACCACUCAGCUGAUCAGUACCAGGAAAUUUAUCUUCGGCAGGGAUUGUCACAUCGUUCCCAGCUUCCAUUUCAACCUGAACAAACAGAUUCUCAACGCUAUCCAUUCUGGGAGCAUUUACAUCCUGAGCAACAUACACCCUUCUCACAGAGAGCUGGAGUUGCCAACAAUGUGCUACCUCAAAUCCACAGCAUGCCUUCCCAGUCUGAGAACAUUUCCUGCCAGGACCAAUCAAUGCUUUGUGGUGGAGGCUUUAAUUCAGCUAUGGCAUAUGGACCUCAGAAUUCUCAGUUAAUAAAUCCUAGCCAUGGCAUGCCUAAUCAGCAGAACUUUCCAAAUUCAUCAGGGGAGAUACUGUCUUGGAAAAAUGACCGUGACAUCCCGUAUAGCAAUGAAAACAUGGUAGCACCAUGGUCCAGUGUUGCUAACUUCUCACAAAACCGUAAAGAUGUCAAUGCUGAACAACUGCACAGGAAUGACUCCAUGACCAGAAACUUGUUAUCAGACCAACUGUCCCAUAAUUUUAAAUAUAAUGAACCUUUAAAAGAACAAGAUGAGUUAUGGCUUACCCGAUUCUUAUCAAACCGUAGGUUGCAGCCUUGUGAAAUUAAAAAGCCAAGAUCUUACCCAUCAGUUAGUGAAGUAAAAGAAUCAGUACUAAGUGCUUGUAAACUUGUAACUGAGCUCACUACCUUAUGCCAGCUAUUAAGGUAUAAUGUUGAAAAUGAAGCGGUUUGGACUGAAUCCUACCUGAAAGCAGUUGAAAUGAGAACUGCUUUACAGGAAAAAAUAAAGACAUUAAAAGAUGACAACUACCUCAGUGCUGUGAAAAGGAAAUUGGAAAGAAUCAAGAAGAAAAGAAGCAGCAUUCAAAGGAAGAAACAAAUGCGACGUUUAGAAAAACAAGAGGAAGAGGCAAGGACAGCAGAAAAAGAAGCAAAAAUUGAUGAAUGGAGAAUGAAGUGUAUUCGAGAAGUUGAAGAGAAGAAGAGGGAACGUGAACUGAAAGCUGCAGCAGAUGGUGUCUUGUCAGAGGUGCGGAAGAAACAGGCAGAUGCAAAAAGACUAACGGAUAUCCUGCGGGCACUGGAGAAGCUGCGAAAACUGAGGAAGGAAGCUGCAGCUAGAAAAGGCGUUCACCCUCCUCCUUCAGCUGAUGAAACCUUUGAACGUCAUAUUGAGAGGCUGAGAAAGCUGAUUAAAAAACGCAGUGACUUGUAUGAUGCAGAAGAAAGAGCCUUGAGAGUUAUGCUGGAAGGAGAACAAGAAGAAGAAAGGAAAAGAGAAAAUGAGAAAAAGCUGAAAAAAGAAAGGGAAAAACUGGAGAAACAGCAACGUGAAGUGGAAAUGAUGAUGUUUGGAGAUCCAGAUUUGCCUUCAGACCACCCACUACAGCCAUUUCGCCAAUAUUAUUUGCAAGCUGAGCAUUCUUCACAUGCACUCGUGCAAAUCAGACAAGAAUGGGAUCGAUAUCUUGUGUCAGGUGAUCAUCCUGAUGGAAGCAGUAUUCCUCAGGGCUGGGUCUUUCCACACCCACCCACUUCUGACACGUGGGCAACUGCACUCAAACAGAAUGAGAGUUGAUGCUGAUCAACAAUUUUCUCUCUGGCUGAAAUAUUUUAUUGCUGAUUAAUAUCUGCUUUAUAUUUAAUAAAGAUUAAUUCAAGUUG
Stegostoma tigrinum is the source of this 2574-nucleotide messenger RNA. It is a transcript of the gene pdcd7, whose product is annotated as programmed cell death 7. Lineage: Eukaryota; Metazoa; Chordata; Chondrichthyes; Orectolobiformes; Stegostomatidae. The record is from RefSeq and is a predicted model, not a curated record. The transcript has 5 exons. Bases 35 to 2488 code for a protein of 817 amino acids.